This is a messenger RNA of Eucalyptus grandis, 2337 nucleotides long. RefSeq lists its product as uncharacterized. NCBI's taxonomy places the organism in Eukaryota, Viridiplantae, Streptophyta, Magnoliopsida, Myrtales, Myrtaceae. Gene Ontology annotation, molecular function: DNA binding; protein binding. The coding region runs from base 312 to 2072 and encodes 586 amino acids. The record is from RefSeq and is a predicted model, not a curated record. The transcript has 9 exons.
GCGUGGGUGGCGUUGUAAGGUGAGGCGUGACGUCGCCGGUGGCGAUGCUGGAGCGAAAGCACUCGUCAUUUCGACAAACGCCGCGCGACCAGGAGGACUCCACCACUCGUGCACUGCGCCACUCCCCACACAGCCAGCGUCUCAUCCUCUUCGUCUUCCUCGGGACGGCGACCGAGCGAGAGCCGUCGAUUGGCCCCGCCGCCGCCGUCUGCCUUCUCCUCUCGAGCCGGAGUCUCCUAAAGAAUUCUUCUUUGGAGAGGAUAAUGGGGACUGUAGAAAUGUGACCCUUCGAGUUCAAUCAUACCUUGAGGAUGGACGGUGGAGUAGAAACAGAGCCUUUCACGUGGGUGGAACAGUGUGAUGGGCCAAUUAAUUCUCCCAUGCCGCAAAAGAGGAAGUACCAACACAGGAAAAAGGAGUUUGUUGGCUGGGGGUCGAGACAGCUCAUCGAGUUUCUUAAAUCUAUUGGUAAAGAUACCCGCCAACAGAUCCCUCAAGCUGAUGUGGCAGCGGUUAUAACCAACUAUGUCAAUGAUAAUAAGCUUGUCCAUCCACAGAAGAAGAAGAGAGUUGUUUGUGAUGAAAGGCUUCGCUCUCUUUUUGGAAGAAAAACUAUUAGCAGACUUCAAAUCCAUGAUCUACUUGAAGGACAUUAUGCAGAGAACCUAGAGCAGUCGGACGACGAUUUUCUUUUCAGUUCCGGGGAUGAGGACUUAACGCCUAAGCCUUCACUUCCUCAGAGAAAAACACCGAAGAAGAGAAAAGUGGUCGAAAGUUCAGAAAGUUGUUUCGCUGCAGUAGUUCCUGAUAACAUCAAACUCGUAUACUUGAAAAGGAGCUUAGUUCAGCUUCUCUGCAAAGACUCUGUUAGCUUUGAAGGCAAAGUGGUUGGAAGCUUCGUAAGGGUAAAGUCAGAUCCCAAUGACUACCUUCAGAAAAAUUCUUAUCAACUUCUGCAAGUGACAGGUGUGACAGGGGCCACAGGAACAACGGAUACGGGCACUCAAGUUCUCCUUCAAGUGGCUGGGUUGUUUAGAGACAUUCCCAUUUCCAUGCUUUCCGAUGAGAGCUUCACUGAGGAAGAAUGUGAAGAUUUGCAUCAGAGAGUGAAAGAUGGUUUGCUCAAGAGGCCAACUGUAGCUGCACCCAUAGCUGAUCAUACUGGCCUUCCACUUGGACUGAAAGGAAAGGUAGAAUUCGAAGAGAGAGCUCGAAUACUACAUGAAGAUAUAAUGAAGCAUUGGCUUCCAAGGGAACUUGCUUUGCUGGAGAGCCGUAUUGAGCGAGCCAAUGAGAAGGGCUGGCGCAAAGAGUUAUUUGAAUACUUGGAGAGGAGGAAGCUGCUCCAGACUGCUGAAGAACAAUCGCGUUUAUUGUGUGAGAUACCUGAGGUGAUUGCAGAUGGAAUAGAAAUUGAUUCUACAGAUUCUCCGGACGAAUUAGAAGAAAUCACUACAUCACCAAUAACGCUCCAUAGGGAAAGUUCACAGGAGGCUAAAUGUGCUACUAUGGGCAAUAUUGUACCAGUGACUAAGAUACCUUGGAUGACCAACUUGGAAGGGUACCAGAAUGGUAUUCAUGUUUCUGAAUACAAAAAACAAGUAGUAGCAAGUCAGACAAAUGAAGAAGGACCUGGUAAGAUGGAGAAGCAAGUGUUUCAGGGAACGGAGGAUGAGAAAAUUCGCGCAACUCAGAAAAGUGAAGAAUGUGAACAGCAGCCAAUAACAGAGAUUAGUAAGGAAGAAAGACGUGUGGUUGUGGAGAGCAAUGACUUUCAUGGAACAAAGGAUAAGAGUGUUCAAACGCAGAAGGUAGUGAUUGAUUUGGUCAGCGAUGAUGAGGAUGUGGAUCCUCGGAGUUGCCAGAGUCAGAGCCAUGAUGAUGACCUGGAAAGCUUGAUAUGGCACUAUGCUGAUCCCCAAGGCGAAGUCCAGGGUCCUUUCUCGCUUGCAACGCUAAAGCGUUGGAGUCUGGAAUACUUUCCUCCUGAUUUCAAGAUAUGGAAGGUCGGCGAAAGCCAGAGCAAAGCAAUAUUGCUAAGUGAUAUACUGUGCAGUAUGUGCUCUAAGUAAUGGGGAAGACAUUUUUGUUACUUGUUAUUUAGGUUUCACCUGUGAUUUUAGCCACCGUUCCUUAACAAAACUCCAGAAUUGGUUGAAUAUGGGGAAUGAGUUAUACUGACCGGAGGAAUUCCUGCUUUGAGUUUCGGCGCCUCUGAAUCAGCGGCAAAUAAAUAAGCUGGUCGUCUUGUUUUCUUGUACAUUCCUUACAUCUUGUUGUAAAUGAGACCAUUUUAUUCAAAUCAGUUUGAAACCGCGACUUACUUUUAUUAUUGAA